AUGGAGGAGGAGAGAGGGAUGGACGAGGUAGAAGAGAGAGAGAGAGGAGAGGAAGGGAGAAUAAAUGAUCACCCUGACUGCGUGGCUCAUGGGCUCCAGAGCCUCUGCUCGUGCUGCCCUGAGAGACCGAGAGGGCCUCUGGGCAGCUCGGCUGAGCGCUGUGCCUCUCUGCAGACGCCCGGCUGUGAGGACAGCGCGGACUGUCGCUGGUCCGCCGUCUCCUGGGACGCCCUGGCGCUGCCCGACCCAGAAGCGGUGUCCGCCGACCCGCCUGGCGCCGCGCGGCCCACCUGCGACUCCAGGCCCAGCUCAGGGUUCUACUCGGUCAGUGGCAGCUCCCUGUCGGCCUCCUGCGGCUCCGUCUGCAGCGAGGGGCCCGGGGGGCCCUGGGCUCGUCGCCCGCACUCCGCCGACCACAGCGCCGCCCAGUGGCCGGGGGCCAGACUGCAGCCCGCCCCUCUCCAGCAGACGCGGCCCGAGAGGGGGGAGCGGAGGCCGGUGUCCACAGGUGACCUGGAAAUACUCCGCGGCUUCCUGUCGCUCUCCGACCUUUGCCCCGGGCUGGGGGGCAGGUCCCCAGGGUCGCCCUCCACUUCCUCGCACCGCCCUCCAGCGUCCUUCUGCUGGGACCCCCGAUUCCCGCUGGACCCCAAGUUCUGCUCGGACCUGGUGUCGCGGAAGACCAAGGAGGUGUACCCCUACCCCAGCCCCCUCCACGCGGUGGCGCUGCAGAGCCCCCUGUACGCGCCCUGCGGCGCCUCGAACCCCGAGCCGGAUGAGGGUGGCGGGGGGGAGGAGGUGCCCAGGUGUCCCUGCGGCCCCAGCCCUCCGGACCCUCCUGGCCCGGCCCGGGCAGAUCGCUACAUCGGCCAGCUGCUCCGGCGGUACCGGCGCCGGCCCGGCUCGGUGCUGCUCUCCGCCCUGGACCCCGGCCCCGCGGGCCGCUGGCAAGCGAAGAGCCUGUCGCUGUCGUCCGUCUGCAGCGGCAGUACCUCCUCCACGCUGACAGGGGGCGCCCUCCCCUCCGUGCCCUCGCUGGGCUCCCUGGGCAGCUCCGGGAGCACGCCCCAGGCCGUGUGGGGGGGCAGGCGCUGGGUCCCCAGCCCCGCCGAGGAUGAGGAGGGCCGCUCGGACAGGGGGGGCUCUCUGAGGGGGCUCGGGGGGGACGGCCUGUACCGCGGGAAGCACUACUCGCGCGUCCUGGUGCGGGCCGCCACGCUCGUCAGGAAGUCGUUCGAGGACGUGCACUCGAAGACUCACAGCCGUGAGGCUCUGUAA
Lepisosteus oculatus (spotted gar) is the source of this 1278-nucleotide messenger RNA. NCBI's taxonomy places the organism in Eukaryota, Metazoa, Chordata, Actinopteri, Semionotiformes, Lepisosteidae. The record is from RefSeq and is a predicted model, not a curated record.